GUUUUUUCUUUUUUUUGGACAGCAUCCAGUCGACCUUUUUCCUUUAGAACGUUGCCCCAGUUGAUCCAUUGGAUCGCAGUCUUAGCCCAUCGUCACUAAAUUCUCCUUCUAUCGGAGCUAUCUAGCCUGCUGACUGGGCCCAAUUUUUCCCUGUCGACCCAGCCAUCUGACAGGCCAGUUUUAGGGCUGUCGAUGGGCAAAAAAUAGAAAAAAGAAAAGGAAACAGGGAAUAGAUUUUAGAGGGGAGAAAAACCAGAACCACAGGCUGAAACCACAGAACCAGAGGAACCAGUUAACCACAGUCAGGAUGAUCGUCGGGUUUACACAAACUUAGACAGGCCUGUGAGGGCUCCGUUUCGCUCCGUGGCUGGGGAACCAUGGAUCGGGCCUCAGUGGCCAUGGCUCGCAAUUGUUCUUUGGGCUUCUGUGGCCAUCGUGGGUCGGAGAAGACACGCGGUCGAAUGGCUACUCCGGUAAGUACUCGGCAACUGAGUCGACUGGGAUGGUUCAAAAAAGAACUUGCAUCGAAUAAUGAAUCCCAAUUUGCAGUUACAGGUUUCAACGGCUGCACAUCGGCGCCGUCUCCAACACAGCAAGCGAGGAUGGAGACGGACAGAGAAGCCGGACGAACAAGGGAACCCAGCGAGGGUAGUGGGGACUGGAGAGGAUGUUGUCUAGACUCUGACCGACUCGACUGGUCCAACACAGAGCAUGCCCCCAUCGGAUAGACAGAGCUCCAUUCCUUUACUGCUUGUGAACGCGCUGUGCGACCCCUCAACCCCGUCGUCAUACCCCUUCAGGGACCAAGUAGAGUCCCCGAAAGUACGACGACCUAUCAACCAUCCUCUCCCACACUAUAGAUUUGACAUCGGACCAGUCCCGACGGAACAGCAGAUUGGAAUAAAAGGAAGGGAAGACAGCAGGGGGUGUGGGAAUGAAUAGUUUGCAGUGGCCGGAGCUGUUGUGCUUCAAUGCGUGAGGGAACACAAGAGAGAUUGAGAAUCUCGCCGUGGCACUGCUUGGGUACUGGACCGCGCCCCCAGCUCUGAUGAUGAUGAUAUUAUUUUCUACCUUCCUGUUAUGAUGACUAUUGUUUCUGUAUCAACUAACUAGUAAACUUCCUACUAUACAGUAGAAAGCGAGAGCCAAGUCAGCGGUGGGGACGAGG
This is a messenger RNA of Aspergillus neoniger CBS 115656, 1168 nucleotides long. RefSeq lists its product as uncharacterized. The record is from RefSeq and is a predicted model, not a curated record. NCBI's taxonomy places the organism in Eukaryota, Fungi, Ascomycota, Eurotiomycetes, Eurotiales, Aspergillaceae. The transcript is spliced from 3 exons. The coding region runs from base 378 to 728 and encodes 116 amino acids.